Messenger RNA from Solanum verrucosum, 1749 nucleotides. RefSeq lists its product as uncharacterized. Gene Ontology annotation, cellular component: nucleus. NCBI's taxonomy places the organism in Eukaryota, Viridiplantae, Streptophyta, Magnoliopsida, Solanales, Solanaceae. Bases 136 to 1473 code for a protein of 445 amino acids. The transcript has 8 exons. The record is from RefSeq and is a predicted model, not a curated record. Gene Ontology annotation, biological process: regulation of DNA-templated transcription.
UCUUCCUCAACCCAAUUACCCCAACAGCUCACGACGGAACCCUCGAAUCUCCAAUUUUUUCAAUCUUCGAAAACCCCUAAUAUUUCAUAACUUCGAAAUCUCAAUUCAUUGACUAAAAACCUUAAUUGAAUCGUAAUGGCAUCACAGAAGAAGGAAUCGGAGGGAAUCGCUCUACUGUCUAUUUACGGCGACGACGAAGAUGAAGACAUGGAAGAACUUGAAGAAGAACAAAGGGAAGAAGAUGCACAAGAAUACAGACCUGAAUCACAAAACUUAGCCAUUACAAUGGGCACAGAUUUCCAAGAUGACAGCAAUAAAGUUUUCGGGUCUGAUUCAGGUCGGAGUUCGACUCCUUCACCCCUAAUUCAACAACUUCAGCAACAACAGUCUGUUGAAAAUUUCACACCUAAUAAGGUUUCGAAUUUUGGUGUUGGUUCUACCACUACGACGCCAUUAGUGUCCGUUUCUUCCCCAAAUCCUCAGCCAAUGGAGAUGAAUUUGAAUGUGAAUGUGAGUAGACGAGCAAGGCUUACUAUUGUUGAUUAUGCUCAUGAUGAAGUUACCAUGUCACCGGAGCCUGAGGAAGGAGAAGUAAUGGCCAGUGGAAGAGUCAUGUACGGAGCGGAACUUCAAACUGUUAGUGUUGAAUUUAUGGAAAAGGCUUCACCAGCUCUUCAGGUUAGAACACCUAGUACUCAAACCCCUCCUCAGUCAGCUGAACCAACUGAUCAAAUGGAUGAUACUAUGGACUUCGCUGUUAAUGAAGGACAUGGAGUAGCUGAAGAAUCUGUUAUAGUUCCUGCAGAAGAAAAAAAAGAGUUAGAUCUGUUGGAGAAAUUUCUUCCUCCUCCACCAAAGGAGAAGUGCUCAGAUGAAUUGCAAGAGAAGAUCAUGAAAUUCCUUGCUCUAAAGAAGACUACUGGCAGAAGCUUUAAUGCAGAAGUACGCAACAGAAAGGAGUAUCGGAAUCCAGACUUCUUGCUGCAUUCAGUGACUUAUCAAGAUAUUGACCAGAUAGGAUCUUGCUUCAGUAAAGAUGUAUUCGAUCCGCAUGGAUAUGACAAAAGUGACUUCUAUGAUGAAAUAGAGGCUGACUCAAAGCGUGAAAUGGACAGAAGGGAGCAAGAACGGAGGAGGAGUCCAAAAGUUGACUUCAUAUCCGGAGGAACACAGCCUGCACCAAUGGUUCCUACACCAAAAAUCAACCUGUCGAUUCCAGGGAUGGCUCCUGUUGCUGCUGGUGCAUUACCGCCCACUGUAGAUGUUGUAACUAGGGAUGGUAGACAGAACAAAAAGUCAAAAUGGGACAAGGUGGAUGGUGAUCGGAGAGACCCUGUUUCUGCUGUUGGUGCACAUGCAGCACUUCUAUCAGCUGCUAAUGCUGGUGCUGGUUACACUGCAUUUGCGCAACAAAGACGCCGGGAGGCAGAGGAGAAGCGACCUAGUGACAAGAAGUUGGAUAGAAGAUCUUGACAAUCUAAUUUGACAUGCUGACUCCUGAAAACUAUUGCAGCCUCUAAAAGACAUUAUGGACUUGUGUAUAGAUGAGCUUUCUGUAUUUUGUCCAACCCUUUCCAACACAUCCAGUCCUGCACAAGUGUUGGCAAAAACAAAGCAGCUACCUUAGAGCAACAGUGCCUCAUUUAGAGAGACAAAUUACCGUCAACUCUGAAUAUUCCCAUCUACUGUAAAUUAUAUAUACCCAGUUUUUAUUUAGUAUUGAAGUCGAUUACAGGUUUUAAAGUUAAA